CUUGCCAAACGGAACCACCGGUCAAGGAAACCGGUGUCGCUUGAAUUAGCUCAUGUCCUCAAAUCUCCAAACACGUUCGACGUUCACCUUUGAAGGGUUUUGUGAAAAUAGCUCAUGCUAACAAACGCUUUGCACCUCGUUAUGCUCCUGAAGUAAUUUGUGAAAUGCAAUUAAAUAACAUUACAUUGUAAGAAACUGAGACUUGGAAGCUAACGUUAACUUGAGGCAGCAAACGCUGACUGCUCACGUCACUGAGCUCACUGCUCAGUGACGUUUGGUGGUGGCUCACACCGUCGCUAACGUAUUCCGUCACACACUUUAUUUCUCUUUUCUUUUCUCUUCCAUUCACUGAAAUUGGUGAGAAAUGAUUUGUGUUGUGCACAAUCCACAAUCUGUUUUGUUGUUUUCUUCUCCUCUGACUCCCCGUGUGAAUUUUCUCACGGCGCCUCAGAGUCUCAACCGAGUUUGAGAGAAACGGGAGACUUGAGGGCUCAAGUCGCCAUGUACCUGGGGAUCAGAAAGGGGAAAUGAAAGACGGUAAGCCCCGCUCCCUCAGAUUCACUUGGAAUAUGAGAACCACCAGCUCCAUGGAGCCCUGCGACAUCAUGAGGGAGAUCCGCAAGGUGCUCGACGCCAACAACUGCGACUACGAACAGCAAGAGAGUUUCCUGCUCCUCUGCGUCCAUAGCGACGGGCGGGUCGAGAACCUGGUCCAGUGGGAGAUGGAGGUCUGCAAGCUCCCCCGUCUCUCCCUGAAAGGCGUCCGCUUCAAAAGGAUAUCCGGGUCGUCCAUCGCUGUCAAGAACAUUGCUUCCAGAAUAGCCAACGCCUUAAAACUAUGAACAAAAGGACUUAAAAGAUAAGUAAAAAAAAAUCUAAAUCAAAUCUAUAUUCAGAGGUAUUUAAGCUGUACAAUCAUCCAAGUAGCAGUUUCCAAAUGUCUCCGUUUUGUCCCCUGGG
This is a messenger RNA of Xiphophorus couchianus (Monterrey platyfish), 960 nucleotides long. RefSeq names its product MAP/microtubule affinity-regulating kinase 3a (gene mark3a). NCBI's taxonomy places the organism in Eukaryota, Metazoa, Chordata, Actinopteri, Cyprinodontiformes, Poeciliidae. The transcript has 2 exons. The record is from RefSeq and is a predicted model, not a curated record. The coding region runs from base 528 to 842 and encodes 104 amino acids.